AAUGCUUGAUAAUUGGUAUGCCAUUUCCAACCAUUUUUUAGUGACUCCAUUAGAAAGGGACUUCUCUACACUCCAACUAUGGGAGAAUAAGUUGAUGAGGAUAUUGUAGCUUCAUUUGAAUAAAAAAGAGGAAUCAAUUAUUAACAUGAAUAUAUGAGACUAUACAUUGCUAAUGUAGUCUUGACUCAAUAACUAAAAGAAUUGCUUUCAGAAAAAGGAGAUUUAGUAUCCAAGAUCAAUAGACUAGAAGUAUUUACUUAAUAAAAUAUUAGGAAGCAGAAAUAUGUAAAACUAAUUAUAGAAAACUGGAUUUUGAAGACUCAAAAAAAUCAGAUGGACCCUCAAAAAAAUAAAUGGGUACUUUAUUUAUAAUUAUCAUUAGUUCAGAAGGUUCAAUUAAAUACAAUGAUGAAAAUGUAGUACCUAAUCAUCAAUAUCAAACUAGAAAAUUAAUUAAGAAGAAUUGA
Paramecium pentaurelia is the source of this 467-nucleotide messenger RNA. The record is from the annotation of a GenBank genome assembly. Lineage: Eukaryota; Ciliophora; Oligohymenophorea; Peniculida; Parameciidae.